UGAAAAUUUGUUGGUUUGGGUCUAAAUUGGACAAAUAUAAAACUUAAGUGGCGUAUAUGGAUAUUUUAAAGAACUAAUGGACCCCCGGGAAAAUAUAAAAAACUAAAACGCUUAACGACGUUAACUUAACGGUGACGUUUAGUCGACUUGCCGAGUGGAGAGUCUUAACGGCGUUCGAUCUCACAGUUAGACUCCUCUCUUUGAUUCUUCUUCGUCUUGCUAAAAGCUGCUUGCGAAGUUUCUCCUUCAAAUCUGAAAAGCUUCUUCUGGGUUUGAUCCGAUCAAAGGAAUCUUUGAUUGGUUUAGAUGGAAGCUCUCACAUUCAAGGGCUCUGUUAUGGAAGCCAUACUCGAAGCUAAAACACAGAAGAAGCUUUUUGUUGUCUACAUCUCUGGAGAGGAUGAAGAGGAGUCGGAUAAGUUGAACAAGCUGACGUGGACUGAUGCAUCCGUGGCACAGUCGCUGUCCAAGUAUUGUGUUUUGUUGCAUCUCCAAGCUGCAAGUGUUGACGCCACAAACUUCUCUGCUAUAUACCCAUAUUCAUCUGUUCCUUGUAUAGCUGCCAUUGGAUUCAGUGGUACACAAGUUUGGAAAAAUGAGGGGUUUAUUGCUGCUGAAGAUCUCGCAUCCAGUUUAGAGAAGGCUUGGUUGGGACUUCAUAUCCAGGAAACAACUGCAAGUAUCUUUUCAGCAGCACUUGCAUCACAAAACUCAGAGCAACCUACUUCUAGUGCUUCUAAUGUUGUCUUACCUUCUGAAGAAGGCAGUACUUCAGAUACAAUGGCUGCAUCUCAAUCAACUGGAACAAGUGUUCAACCCUCAGAGAGAAAAUCAACGGUGACAUCUGCAUCAACCAAAGAAAAGAAUGAUGGCACAGCUGCUAUUAAGGUCAAACAAUCUGCUGAGCCCAGUAAUCAGCCAGCAUCUUCUGUUCAGGCAGAGAAGGAACCCAUUCGUCCUGCAGCCCCAAGGCCAGAUGAUAGUAGUACAUCCAAAUCUUCUACAGAUAGAAAAAGGAAACAAGAAACCGUGAUAAACAAAGAUGAGAGGGAUAUUAAUUUACCAAAAUCUGUAGCUACAGAAGAGAUUGUAAAGGCUAAGGAGGAAGGAGGAGAGGAUGGAGAAAGUUGGAAACCACCAUCUGAUGUUCACUUAAACAUUCGUUUACCUGAUGGUGCUAACCUUCAAGAGAAGUUUUCUGUAACAAGUACAUUGAGAAUGGUCAAGGACUAUGUGAACAGCAAUCAAACAACAACCGAACUAGGUGCUGCUUAUGAUCUUGCUGUUCCUUACCCUCGUAAGGUUUAUAGUGACCAAGAUCUUGAUAAGUCUCUGUCCGAGUUGGGUUUGCUCGGUAGACAAGCACUUGUAGUAGUUCCGAGGAAAAGAGCAACCGUAUAUCAAAGAGGACCAUCUUACUCUGAGCCUAACAACAACACAGACACAAACAGUGGCGGUUACUUUGGUUAUCUUAGAAGAGUACUCUCUUAUGCAAACCCAUUUUCAUAUUUCGGCGGUGCAUCAAGCUCUGCUCCAGAACCUCGAGGCAGCAUGGAGUACAUGCCGGUUGCGUCCAAUGCAGAGGUGAGAAGCACUCCGGCGCAAGCGGGCUCAGAAGGUAGGGGAAACGUUAGGAACAGGAGGCCAACCACAUCUAGGAUUGGAAGUAACAUCCAUACGCUGAGACACGAUGAAGAAGACGCUCCGUUUGGUGAUGGAAACGCGUUUUGGAAUGGAAACUCCACACAGUAUGGCGGUGAAAGCGGUGGUGGAGACAGUAAUGAUAGGCGAUGAAAAUGAGACAGCUUGAGCUCUGUUUGGAUCUAGUGCUGCAACAGAAACAGUUCCGAGUUACUGAACUCUUCUUAUACUUUUACUCUCUUAUAUGGUUGACCAGCUACAAAAUGUUUCCUUAUGUUUCUGUUUUAUCAGUUACUCAUAUUAAACUCAAAACUUGAAAGAUAAAUUUUAGAUAAUGAAAAUGAAAAUCAAUUUAAGAGAAA
Messenger RNA from Brassica rapa (field mustard), 2003 nucleotides. RefSeq names its product plant UBX domain-containing protein 11. The record is from RefSeq and is a predicted model, not a curated record. Gene Ontology annotation, molecular function: protein binding. Lineage: Eukaryota; Viridiplantae; Streptophyta; Magnoliopsida; Brassicales; Brassicaceae.